Molecule: messenger RNA, 2532 nt
Organism: Bathycoccus prasinos
Lineage: Eukaryota; Viridiplantae; Chlorophyta; Mamiellophyceae; Mamiellales; Bathycoccaceae
Exons: 1
Coding region: 1-2532 (843 amino acids)
Molecular function (GO): nucleic acid binding; ATP binding; RNA helicase activity
Source: RefSeq, a predicted model, not a curated record
AUGUCCGACCCUCCUCCCGAUGCAGAGAAGGAGGAGGAACAAAAAGACUUCCCCACGACUACGUUCGACCCGAAAUUGGAAUCGUUCUUCGACGGUUUGUUCACCGCCGACGGAAACGACGACGGAAAAACCAAUUUUCGUCCUGACGGCGCCGUCACGAAUGGCAAAACGAACAAGAACAAUACUAAUGGUGGGAGAGGAGAAAAAGACGACGACGGAAGAAAAAGGGGGACGUCCUCCUCCUGGAACUUCUCUAAGUAUAAAGACGAAGCCGAGGAGGAGUUGAAACGCGAGAACAAAACGAGCGUGGACGAGAAGAUUCAGAGGAAAAGGAGAGAGAGAAAAGAGGAGAGUUCGAGCGAGGAAGAGGAAUACGAGGAAGAGGAUGCGCCGGCGUGGCAAGGGAACACCACCACGAGAGGAGAAGGAGGAAAAGGAGAAGACGAAGACGAAGAAUUAACAACGAGCAAUGAUGAUGAUGAUGGUGAAGAUGAUGACGAUGAUGAUGAUGAAGAUGCGACGCGACGCGCGAAGAAGAAUACCAAGAAGAAGACAUCCAAAUCAUCCAAAUCGGAAAAAAAGUACACGGAACGCGCGGUCGCAAAAGACGGGACGACAUUUUCUGCGCAGUGUUUUAAUGAUUUGCACUUAUCGAGACCGUUGUGCCGAGCGUGCGAGAAGUUAGGAUACGCGACGCCGACGCCGAUUCAAGCGGCGAUUAUUCCAAUCGCGCUGACCGGGAGAGACGUGUGCGGGCGAGCGCAAACCGGGAGCGGGAAGACGGCGGCGUUUGCGUUGCCUUUACUGGAGAGGAUGUUGCACAGACCGAAGAACGCGGUGAGUGCGAUACACGUCGUGAUAAUGGUACCGACGAGAGAGUUAGCCGUGCAGUGCGCGCAAAUGAUUCAGCGGUUGGGCGAAUAUACGAACGUGCAAGUGGCCACCAUCGUCGGCGGGUUAUCCAUGGAAAGGCAAGCGGCGGCGUUGAGGCAAAGACCGGAAAUUGUCGUCGCGACACCGGGUAGAUUGAUCGAUCACGUGAGGAACACGCACUCGUUUGGUUUCGAGGACGUCGCCGCGGUCGUUUUAGACGAAGCCGAUCGGUUAUUAGAGAUGGGCUUUUUAGAGGAGAUUAAAGAAAUCGUGAGGAACAUGCCGAGACAGAGACAAACGUUGUUAUUCAGCGCGACGUUAACGAGCGCGGUGGAGGAGUUGGCCAGUUUAUCCAUGAGAAACCCAGCGCGAUUGUCCGCGGAUUCCUUGGGCACCACGCCGAUGACGUUAACCGAGGAAAUCGUGAAAAUCAAACCGCAAUUCGUGGCCAAGAAAGAGGCGCAUUUGUUAUCGCUCUUAUCGAGAUCGUUCAAAGGGAAAGAAACCAUCGUGUUUGCGAAAACAAAAGUCCAAGCGCACCGAUUGAAAAUAGUUUUAGGUCUUUCAAACAUUAAAGCGUGCGAAUUACACGGCGACAUGACCCAAACGCAACGAUUAGCCGCGUUGGAAGACUUUAGAUCCAACGCCGAAACGAAAAUUAUGGUCGCCACGGAUGUUGCCGCGAGAGGUUUGGACAUCGCCUCGGUCGAUUUGGUCGUUUCGUACGACGCGCCGAAGAACGUGGCGUCGUAUUUACACAGAGUCGGGAGAACCGCACGGGCUGGGAGGAAAGGGGUCGCCAUCACAUUCAUGGAAGAAUACGACAGAGCGUUGGUGAAGACGUUGCAAAAGAGAGGUCAAAAAUUGCAAUCGAGAAUCGUGCCCAGAGACGUGGUGGACGAAUGGCACGAGAAAAUCGAAGGCUACGCCGCGCAAAUCGAAGAAAUAGAAGAGGAAGAGCGAGCGGAAAAGCACAUGCAAAAAGCCGAGAUGGAAGCGACGAAAGCGGAGAACAUGUUGGAACACGCGAACGAGAUUAAAUCGAGACCGAAAAAGACGUGGUUUGAAAGCGAGAGAGAUAAGAUGGCGAAUAAGAAAGCCGCGGCGAAAGCGAUGGGGAAGCAAGGCAUAGAUUUACUCGAGGACAACGAUUUGGAAUUAGGCGAUAUGCCUUCAAGGUUUGGUGGUGGGAAAAACGACAACGAAAAGAAUAAGAAGAAACGAAAGAAGAGCGAAGAAGAAGACGAGAAAGAAUCGCUCGCGAACCCGUCUCGUCUCCCGUCUUCCAAAAAAGGCCGCCGCGCGUUAGCCGCCAAACAGCGCGCGCAAAAAGAAAACGAAUACGACGACGAAUACGCCGAUUCCGACGACGAAACUGGUAAAACCAAAACCAAAACCAACCGAACGCGAAAAGUCACGCAAGGCGUCAAAUCGGUCAAGAAACUCGAACGGGACGCGAGAUUACAAGGCGUCACGGGGAAAAAAGCGCUGAACGCGUUUAAAGCCAUGAAUAAUAGUAACAACAACAACCAGAAGAAGAAGAAGAAAGAGACGACCACCGACACCAAACGCUCCUCCUUCGGGAAAAGAGGUUUCGACGAGAAACCGAUUAAACGUAAAGUAAACGCGAGCAAAUCUAGGCACAAAAAACGACGGUAG